This is a messenger RNA of Ceratotherium simum simum (southern white rhinoceros), 3335 nucleotides long. NCBI's taxonomy places the organism in Eukaryota, Metazoa, Chordata, Mammalia, Perissodactyla, Rhinocerotidae. The record is from RefSeq and is a predicted model, not a curated record.
UCUAAGGGAGGUACAGAUACCUGCCUAGAGUUUUUAGAAAAGGCAUAGUUUACUUCUGGCCAGCAGCAAGAUAAGAGAGAACCCAGAAAGUCUGCAGAGGGAAGGAUGGGACUUCUGUGGUGUGUAAUGAGCCUCUACUUUUAUGGAAUCCUACAAAGUCAUGCCUCAGAACGCUGCGAUGACUGGGGACUAGAUACCAUGAGGCAGAUCCAAGUGUUUGAAGAUGAGCCAGCUCGCAUCAAGUGCCCACUCUUUGAACACUUCUUGAAGUAUAACUACAGCACAGCCCAUUCAGCUGGCCUUACUCUGAUCUGGUAUUGGACGAGGCAGGACCGGGACCUUGAGGAGCCAAUUAACUUCCGCCUCCCUGAGAACCGCAUUAGUAAGGAGAAAGAUGUGCUCUGGUUCCGGCCUACCCUCCUCAAUGACACGGGCAACUAUACCUGCAUGUUGAGGAACACCACAUAUUGCAGCAAAGUUGCAUUUCCUCUGGAAGUUGUUCAGAAAGAUAGAUGCUUCAGUUCUUCCAUGAAAAUCCCAGUGCAUAGACUGUAUUUAGAAUAUGGUGUUCAGAAGAUCACUUGUCCAAAUGUAGAUGGAUUUUUUCCUUCCAGUGCCAAACCAACCGUCACUUGGUAUAUGGGUUGUCAUAAAAUAAAAGACUUUCAUAAUGUGGUAACUGAAGGCAUGAACUUGAGUUUUCUCAUAGCCUUGGUUUCAAAUAAUGGAAAUUAUACAUGUGUUGUUACGUAUCCAGAAAAUGGGCGUACCUUCAAUCUCACCAGGACCCUGACUGUAAAGGUGGUAGGGUCUCCAAAAGACGUAUUGCCCCCCCAGAUCCAUUCACCCAAUGAUCUUGUGGACUAUGAGAAAGAACCGGGAGAGGAGCUACUCAUCCCCUGUAAAGUCUAUUUUACUUACCUGAAAGACUCUCGCAAUGAGGUUUGGUGGACCAUUGAUGGAAAAAAGCCAGACGACACCGCUGUGAACGUAACUGUUAAUGAAAGUGUAAGUCAGACUCUAACGGAAGAUGAAUGGAGAACUCAGCUUUUGAGCAUCAAGAAAGUUACUGCUGAGGAUCUCAAGCGCAACUAUGUCUGUCAUGCUAGAAAUGCCCGAGGGGAGGUUGACAAACUAGCCAAGGUGAAACAGAAAGUGAUAGCUCCGAGAUACACUGUGGAACUGGCAUGUGGUUUUGGAGCCACAAUCCUGCUGGUGGUGAUUCUCAUUGUUAUUUACCAUGUUUACUGGCUGGAGAUGGUCCUAUUUUACCGGGCUCAUUUUGGAACAGAUGAAACCAUUUUAGAUGGGAAGGAAUAUGAUAUUUAUGUAUCCUAUGCAAGGAAUGCUGAAGAAGAAGAAUUUGUAUUACUGACCCUCCGUGGAGUUUUGGAGAAUGAAUUUGGAUACAAGCUGUGCAUCUUUGACCGAGACAGUCUGCCUGGGGGAAAUACAGUGGAAGCAGUUUUUGACUUCAUUCAGAGGAGCCGAAGGAUGAUUGUUGUCCUGAGCCCAGAUUAUGUGACAGAGAAGAGCAUCAGUAUGCUGGAGUUUAAACUGGGUGUCAUGUGCCAGAACUCCAUUGCCACCAAGCUAAUUGUGGUUGAGUACCGUCCCCUUGAGCAUCCACACCCAAGCAUCCUGCAGCUGAAAGAGUCUGUGUCUUUUGUGAGCUGGAAGGGAGAAAAGUCCAAACAUUCUGGCUCUAAAUUCUGGAAGGCCUUGCGGUUGGCUCUUCCCCUGAGAAGUCUGAGUGCCAGCUCUGGCUGGAACGAGAGCUGCUCUUCCCAGUCUGACAUCAGUCUGGACCACGUUCAAAGGAGAAGUCGUUUGAAAGAGCCCCCAGAACUCCAGAGCUCAGGGAGGGCUGCAGGUGCCUCCCCAGCCCCAGGCACGAUGUCCAAACACAGAGGAAAGUCCUCUGCAGCCUGUCGCUGCUGUGUCACCUACUGUGAAGGAGAGAGUCACCUUAGGAGCAAGAGCCGGGCAGAGAUUCAUACCCAGCCCCAGUGGGAGACACAUCUCUGUAAGCCUGUUUCCCAAGAGUCAGAAACUCAAUGGAUACAAAAUGGCACCAGAUUGGAACCCCCUGCUCCUCAGAUCUCAGCCCUUGCUCUUCACCAUUUCACGGAUUUAUCCAAUAACAAUGACUUUUAUAUCCUAUAAUUACUGUGUGGUGGGUGGUGGCUGCUAUCUCUACCAGCCCUCUUUGUGUCAUGAACCUAUGGGAAUAAUUGACAUUUUUAUCAUCUAAUGGACUAUCAGAUUGUGUCUCCUUUAUUGAUUUUUAAAAACUAUUUAUUUCUAGGAGACAAAAGACCCGCAGGACCUGAAUCCAGAUUAUUGCCUCUAAUGGCCUCAGAAGAGCACACUCUUCUUGGGCCCUAGAAGGUCAGUAUGUGCAAGCUGCCUCAAAUCCGAUCCUUUAUCUUGCCCAAUGUUUUAAAAUUGAGCAAAAAAUUUAAAUGUAUUUCCUUUGAGUUUGUUGAUCAACUUCAUGUUCUGAGUCAGUCAGGUGUACUUGGACUGUGAUACAUACAGGGUGUAUAUCCCAAGGGAACACUACGGAAUGGAGUUGGUUCUGUUGGAAGCUGUAGGGGUAGGCUCAACAGAAAACCUACAGCACAUUUUCCCUGGAAGAACCAAACACACUCACACGGGGAUACAUGGUGUUCUCUAUCUCACUGUAAACUAGUGUUCUCUAAACUGCCGAAAAUUGUUAGCAUCAAUAAAGUUAUAUUUUUAUGUGAUUUUAUUUGUACUAACAAAUUUUUACCUCCCUCUCUCCCUUCUGCCUUUUAUGUCUUUUGAAUUCAUAUCUGAACUGUAUUCCAUUUCAGGAAUCAAGAUUUGGUUUAGGUACUAAGAAAGCUGAGGUGUCUCUUUGCUUCCUUGCUAAAGUGUAUUAGGAGAGAUUCGGGAAAAGACUAAAUGAGAGUGAGAAAAUGUUUCAAUGAAAUGGAAGUUUACACAAAAAUCUCAUAUUUUUACAACUGACAACUGAAAAAUUCAGGAUUGUUAGGGGUUUAGUGUAGAGUUCAGUGCAGGAAUCCCUUCUUUCCAUUUAGGAUUCUAAGAAUGGAUAGUCAAUUCAAGUGCCUACAAGGAUCAGAAGGUAAGAAAAAAGAGAAAGGGGGGGACAGAUAUAAGCAUAAUACACAUGCUCUUCCUUUAAGACCCGUGUGUAUAGGGACAUAGGUAAUGAUGAGUAUUUCUUUACUCUAAACAUUUUAACACAAUCAUAAAAGGCACAUGGUAUUUGAUUUCCAGUCAGGGAGAUAAUAGGAAUCGUUGGGCCUGUAGGUAAUUGAAGAGCACACAUUUCAUAAAAAGGG